This is a messenger RNA of Elaeis guineensis (African oil palm), 1162 nucleotides long. RefSeq names its product B3 domain-containing protein LFL1. Gene Ontology annotation, molecular function: DNA-binding transcription factor activity; DNA binding. The record is from RefSeq and is a predicted model, not a curated record. Lineage: Eukaryota; Viridiplantae; Streptophyta; Magnoliopsida; Arecales; Arecaceae.
CCCUGAACUAUCCCUCAUCCCCUUAUUUACUCCACCCCCAACCCCAUUCCAUCGCAUGCUCUCUCUCCCCCCUUUUCCUUAAUUCUGCUUUAGUCCCUCCCCUAUCCCCUCUCCCUCACCGGCCCUAAGCCUAGCAUAGCUCCGAAUCCACUCAAUUACGCCGAUGGUCGGAACCCGCGGCGCGGCCAGAGCGGCCAAUCCCUCGGGCAGAGAGGCGGAGGACGCGCACGGCGAUGCAUCCGAUCUCCGGAGCGCCGUGGGCUUCCAGGCGAGCCGCAGGAGAAGGACCGCCGCCAGGCACCGCCCGGAAGACGCCCAGCCCGUCGCUGCCCCGCCGCCCGAUACCGCCCCCCAGCCUGGGGCUCGUGCAUGCAUGUUGGAUUUGAACGUACCAGCCCUUGAUCCUGAUCAAGCUGUGGAUGGUUUGAGAUUUCUCCUGCAAAAGGAGCUUAGUCACAGCGAUGCUAGUUCGCUGGGAAGAAUUGUUCUUCCAAAGAGAGAGGCAGAAGCUUACCUUCCAGUCCUUACAGCUAGGGAUGGUAUUGAAAUCAACAUGGAUGAUUUGGAGACCUUUCAGGUCUGGACGUUCAAAUACAGAUACUGGCCUAACAAUAAAAGCAGGAUGUACAUACUUGACAACACGGGGGACUUUGUUCACACUCAUGGCCUCCAAAUUGGUGAUUUUAUCAUGAUAUACAAAGAUGACCAUAAAGAUAGAUUGGUCAUUCGAGCAAAGAAGGCUGUAAAAGGGCAACCUGCUGCCUCUGCAGAUGAUGAAAUAUUCAAUUCCAUUGUGCCUGAUAUUGUGGUGGCUAGUGUGAGGUAUUCUGACCUCUUUUACCCAUUUCUAGAUGGUAUGAGCUUGGCUUAUGGAAUGGGCAACGCAUAUGGGGAUGGCCUGAACUAUGCCUUCGCAGCAGACUUCACAAUGGGUUUCCCAGAAGAGAGGAUGGAAAACCAUUCAGUUUCUGAAUAAAUUCCAAGGUCUAGGUGGAAUUGAUGGUGCUUCAUGACUUACAUGUCAUACGACCUUUCAUAACUCCUAAACAGACGUUGUUGUUGUUGUAUCCUGAAUAAGCUUGGUUUGUCUCAAAUUAUGUAACAUAUGAGAGAUGUAAGACAUUGCAGUAAUUGGAUGGCUUGAUCUAUAUUUGGACCUUAA